Messenger RNA from Anoplopoma fimbria (sablefish), 1386 nucleotides. RefSeq names its product dynein axonemal assembly factor 4 (gene dnaaf4). Bases 124 to 1344 code for a protein of 406 amino acids. Gene Ontology annotation, molecular function: nuclear estrogen receptor binding. NCBI's taxonomy places the organism in Eukaryota, Metazoa, Chordata, Actinopteri, Perciformes, Anoplopomatidae. Gene Ontology annotation, biological process: inner dynein arm assembly; outer dynein arm assembly; cilium movement. The record is from RefSeq and is a predicted model, not a curated record. The transcript has 9 exons.
AGCUUGUGUCGCAGGAGUUCGUUCGGACGUGGCUACAUCGAUAUUUCUGCUCAGUUUGAGAACCACAAAGGAAAACUACAACCACAAACAAGAGCGGGACACCAAAAGACCGCUGUGCCGAAAAUGCCGCUGCUAGUAACGGACUACUCGUGGACACAGACGGACUCCACGGUCUGCUUAAGUGUGCCACUAAAAGGAACGAAAGUCAGUAGAGUGGACAUCCUGUCUACGGAGGAGUACCUGAAGGUGCAUUACCCACCGUAUCUGUUUGAAGCCUUCCUAUUUGAACCUGUUGACGAUGACAGAAGCACAGCGAAAGUUGGAGACGGAGUUGCAGUUUUUAGUUUACCAAAGAGGACCAAUAAAGUGUGGGAGCACCUGAUGAUAACUACAAAUGAUAAAGAAAAAAAGGAGGUCAGAGAAAAGGCUCUGUUGAAAUACCAGGAAAAGCUCUCUGCAGAAUCCACAUCCAAGGCCAAGAAGCAGCAUGCAGAGAAAAAAUAUGCACUGGAGACAAUGAUGAAGCUUGAAAAAGAGAAAAGAGACAGUAUCCAGAAAAUCAAGGACAAAGAGCGAGCGAAAACCACAGCAGAGCUGGCAGCGUGGCAACUGGGACAGAAGCAAAAAGCAGAGGAAGAACAGCAACUAAAACUCCACAUUCAGAGAGACAGUCACAACAAACUGAAAGAUAGAGCAGAUGUCAAACUGGAUCAAGGCGGCGACAGUGAAGCAACGAGCAAGAGAAAACAAGAGAACCUGCCUGCUCCAAGACUCGUUGGAAACAUUCAAGUCACAUUUACCCCGCGACUUUUUCCAACAGCCCUCAGGGAAUCAAGAGUGCCAGAGGAGGAAGAGUGGCUCGAGAAGCAAGCUGAAGCCAGGCGUGCAGUGAAUGCACACGUGGACGAACUGGAGGACCUGAAUGAGGAGGAGAGGAACCCAGACUGGUUAAAGAACAAAGGGGACAAAUGUUUUGUGACUGGGGACUACCUGGGGGCAGUAAAUGCCUACAGCCUGGCCAUCAGGCUCAACAGAAAGAUCCCAGCUCUGUAUUCAAACCGUGCCGCCUGCCAUCUGAAGUUAAAAAAUCUUCACAAGGCCAUUGACGAUUCCUCUCAGGCACUGGAUCUGUUGACUCCACCAGUCGCUGCCAACGCAGCUGCCAGAGCCAGAGCCAAUGUCCGCCGAGGAUCUGCUUUCUGCCAGCUAGAGCUCUAUGCAGAAGGGCUACAUGACUACCAAGCUGCUCUAAAGAUUGACCCUCACAACGAAGCGCUGCAGGCAGACACAAAGAGAAUCAGAGACAUUAUUCAAGGCACUGCAGCGAACCCCAAGACACAAUGAAACACAGGCUACUGUACCUGUGUAGGUUGUGGUUAAAUGUUG